AUGAGAUUGUUCAAGAAAAGAGAAAGCGUUGAAUCUCUGGAGCCAAAAGAAGAGAUAGAAUCAACAACCACUUCAGAUGUCGAAUCAGUGAAACCUAUUUCUGCUAAAAAAGGUUCACCUAUAGUGAAAGCAAUCAUUGGAUCUAAACCUGCUCCAAUUGUUCAAGAAGAGUCAACAUAUCCAUAUUUAACUGCAAACAUUUUUUCAAAGAUUACAUUUCACUGGGUUUCACCAAUCAUAAAGAAAGGUUAUUUGAGAAGGAUAGAAGAUGAAGAUUUAUGGAAGCUAGAAGGUGAUUUAACAGUACGAUCAAUGACUGAGAGAUUCGAAGCAAAUUUAGAAAAACGUAUUGAACAAUGGAGGUCAAAAAAUCCAGAUAAAGAACAAUUUACAAAAAUUGUUGUUAUUAAAGCAAUUAAUGAUACUUUUUUCAGGAGAUUUUGGAUAGGUGGAUUCAGUAAAUUUCUUGCUGAUAUAUCGAUGGUGUUAACACCAUUAUUGGUUAGAGCUCUUAUCAAAAUUAUUCAAAACAAAGGUGAUGGGAAAGUCGUACCUCAUGUUGGUCAUGCUAUAGGUAUUGCUAUAGGUAUUUCAUUGAUGAUGAUUUUUUCAAGUUUAAUGAUAUGUUCAACUUUCCAUCUUUCAAUGUUGACAGGUGCUCAAUGUAAAGCAUUGUUAACAAACAUUAUUUAUAGAAAAGCUUUUAAAUUAAGUUCUAAAGCUAAGCUGAAAUAUCCCAAUGGUAAAGUAAACAGUUUAGUUAUGUCUGACCUUUCAAGAAUUGAUAUGGCUAUGGGUAUGUUUCAUUUCAUUUGGACUUUCCCAAUUACUAUGAUAGUUGUUUUAAUUGUGUUGGUUUGUAACUUGGGACCUCCAGGUUUAAUAGCAAUUGGACUUAUUUUAGUUUUGGUGGCUUUUAUGUUUUAUGUUACAUCAAAAUUAAAACUUUGGAGAAGACAAUCAACAAAAUUCAUUGAUAGUAGAGUUCGUUCAAUUAAUGAAAUUAUCAAUUCUUUAAAAAUGAUUAAAUUUUAUUGUUGGGAAAAACCUUAUUAUAAUGCAGUUGAACAAUAUAGAACUAAAGAAAAAGGAUUCAUUUUGAAAAUUCAAUUAUUAAAAGCUAUUUUGAACACUUGUGUUUCAAUGGUUCCAAUUUUAGGUACAAUGUUAGUUUUCUUAACAAUGUUCAAGACAAGUUCAGGUUUUGUUUCAUAUAAUAUUUUCUCAGCUGUAACAUUGUUGAAUACUUUAAGAUUCCCAUUGAACAUUUUACCAAUGGCUGUUGGGUUUUUAGUUGAUGCACUUUUAGCAAUGGAAAGAUUUGCUGAUUUCUUACAAGCUGAAGAAAGCGAAGAAACCGUUCAAAGACUUGGUUAUGAUGACUCUGAAAAUGCUAUUGAAAUUUCAAAUGCUACUUUUAAAUGGGAUGUUGAGGAAAUUGAAGAACAAAAAGUUAAACCAGAGAAACAGACCACUGAAGAUAAUAAAGGAGAAGAUUUAAGCUUUCCUGGUUUGCUUGAUCUAGAUUUGAAUAUUAAAAAGAAUGAAUUGAUCAUUGUCACCGGAUCCAUUGGUACUGGUAAAUCUUCCUUAUUAAGUGCCAUUGAAGGUUCAAUGAGAAAAGAAUCUGGUGAAUCGAAAAUUUAUGGAUCAUUAACUUUUUGCUCAUAUCCAUGGAUUCAAAAUGAAACCAUCAGAGAAAAUAUUUUAUUUGGCUCACCAUUCAUCAGAGAAAAAUAUUAUUCUAUUGUUAAAGCAUGUGCACUAGAUGUUGAUUUUCAAGUACUCCCAGAUGGUGAUCAAACAGAAGUUGGUGAACGUGGUAUUACAUUAUCAGGUGGUCAAAAGGCAAGAAUCAACUUAGCAAGAGCCGUUUAUGCUGAUAAUGACAUUAUUUUGUUAGAUGAUGUUUUGAGUGCAGUUGAUGCAAGAGUUGGUAAGCAUAUUAUGAAUGAAUGUAUAUGUGGUAUUUUGAAAGAUAAAACAAGGGUUUUAGCUACUCAUCAACUUUCGUUAAUUGGAUCUUCAGAUAGAAUCAUUGUUCUUGAUGGAUCAGGAUCUAUAGAUAUUGGAACUUAUUCUCAAUUGUUAACUAGAAAUGCUACAUUUGCCAAAUUGAUGGAAUUUAGUAAAGAAGAAAGUGAUGAAGAAGAAAAUGAAGACGAUGAAAAAUCUAUUAUGGAAGAGGAAGAACAAACUGCUCUUGAGAGACAAAAGACUGAAAUAUCCAAAAUCCAAUCAAGAAGACAAGAAAAUGAGUCAUCUACUACAGAAAAGGGAAGAAUAACAACAAAUGAACAAAGAGGCACAGAUAGUAUCUCUAUGAAGAUUUAUGCAAACUAUAUGAAAUUAGGUAGUGGACCUUUUGGGUACGCUAUAAUUCCAAUUUUCAUGUUGAUUUUAGCAAUGAAUGGAUUUUUACAAUUAUUUCAUUCAGUAUGGUUAACAUUUUGGCUUUCACAUAAAUUUGAUAUCUCUACAAAUGCUUAUAUCGGUAUUUAUAUCAUGUUUGUAUUUCUUGCUAUUGGAUCUUAUGCUCUUUUAUUCACUACAAUGGGUGCGUUGAAUAAUAAUGCUGGGUUACAUUUGUUUAAUUUAAGUGCUAAAAAACUUUUGAAAACUCCAAUGUGGUUUAUGGAUAUUACACCAAUUGGACGUAUUUUGAAUAGAUUUACCAAAGAUGUUGAUGUGCUUGAUACAGAUUUGAUUGAACAAUUGAGAUUAUUUAUCCAAUCUAUUGCUUUAGUUGGAGGUGUUGUCAUAUUGUGUGGUGUUUAUAUACCAUGGUUUUUUUUGAUUUUACCAUUUGCAUUUGGUGUUUUUUACUAUUUGUCUCAUUAUUAUCAAUCAUCAGCUUUGGAUAUUAAAAGAUUAGAAUCUAUUAAGAGAUCAUUUGUGUUCAGUCAUUUUAAUGAAUCACUAACAGGUAUGAGAGUAAUCAAAUCUUAUGGAAGUCAAGAAAGAUUCAAACAAAGAUAUGAAAAAUUAAUUGAUGAUAUGGAUUCUGCUUAUUUUGUCACAUUAGCAAAUCAAAGAUGGUUGGGUGUUAGAUUAGAUGCAGUGGGAUCAUUAAUCAGUUUAUUUGUUGCUAUUCUUUGUUCUUGUGGUGUCUUCAAUAUGAAUGGUGCACAAUCUGGGUUGUUAGUUUCAUAUAUAAUUCAAAUUGCUUCUAUUAUGUCAUUAUUAUUAAGAUCAAUGACCCAAGUUGAGAAUGAUAUGAAUUCUGUGGAAAGAUUGUAUGAAUAUGCUACAAAAUUACCAGAAGAAGGUCCUUUUGAAGUAGAAGAUAAAAAACCUGAGAAAUCAUGGCCAAAGAAUGGUGAAAUUCAGUUUAACGAUGUUUCAUUGAAUUAUAGAGCUGGGUUACCACUAGUAUUGAAAAAUGUUUCAUUUAAUGUUAAAGGUGGUGAGAAAAUUGGGAUUUGUGGCAGAACAGGUGCUGGUAAAAGUACAGUGAUGAAUGCAUUAUUUAGGGUUAAUGAAUUAAUUGGAGGAAACGUUGUGAUUGACGAUGUUGAUAUUUCCCAGAUUGGAUUAGAUGAUUUGAGAUCCAAAUUAUCAAUUAUUCCACAAGAUCCUGUUUUAUUCCAUGGCUCAAUUAGACAAAAUUUAGAUCCUUUUGGUAAAAGUCCUGAUAUUGAACUUUGGGAUGCAUUGAAAAGAAGUUGGCUUGUUGAAGAAGGUGCUUCAGGUACUGGGAAAUUCAUUGCAGGUGAAACCGAUAUAAAAUCAUUCCAUAAAUUCCACUUGGAUCAAAAUGUUGAAGAUGAUGGUGCCAAUUUCUCAUUAGGUGAACGUCAAUUAUUGGCCUUAGCUAGAGCUUUGGUUCGUAAUACAAGAAUUUUGAUCUUGGAUGAAGCUACAUCUAGUGUUGAUUAUGAAACUGAUGCUAAAAUUCAAUCCACAAUUAUUAAUGAGUUCAAACAAUGUACAAUUUUGUGUAUUGCUCAUAGAUUAAAGACCAUAUUGAAUUAUGAUAAAAUAUUGGUUUUAGAUAAAGGUGAAGUUAUGGAAUUUGAUACACCAUGGAAUUUAUUUAAAUAUGGUGGUAUUUUCACAGAAAUGUGUGAAAGAUCUAGUAUCACAGAAGAAGAUUUUGAAGGGUUAAAGAAGUAG
Molecule: messenger RNA, 4116 nt
Organism: Hansenula ciferrii
Lineage: Eukaryota; Fungi; Ascomycota; Saccharomycetes; Phaffomycetales; Wickerhamomycetaceae
Exons: 1
Coding region: 1-4116 (1371 amino acids)
Biological process (GO): transmembrane transport
Cellular component (GO): plasma membrane
Molecular function (GO): ATP hydrolysis activity; ABC-type xenobiotic transporter activity; ATP binding
Source: RefSeq, a predicted model, not a curated record